AUGGAACGGUACACAUCAUACAUAGGAUGUGAGACUUCUAAAGUGCCUUUAUCUGAUACUGCUCGGAAGAUUAUGACAGCUUUGCAGUCUAUUCCUGUAGAAGUUCAGACUAGCAGAAAAAAUAACCAGAGUAUAGAGAAGACAAGGGAAAAUAAACUAGAUGAUAAGGAUGCACAUCUGAAAAAUGAAAAGGAGAUUCGUGAUUCCACAAUUGCCUUGUUGAAAACAUUUGCCAGCCCUGAAAAAAGUACUGCUGGUCAGAUAGUCAGGACAGUACAUACCGAUGAAAUGCUUUGCUGUCAAGGUACCAAAAUAGCGAGCUAUUACCAGGAUUUAGGCUUGCCAACAUGGGGAUAUAGAGAAAGAAAUCUUUCAGUAGAAGCAAAAAACCUGAAGGAUGGUGAAAAGAAUGUAGCUACUCCCCUUAAAAGAAAGCAAGAUGUGCCUACAUGUUGUUCAGAGAAAACAAGGAGAUUACCUGUAAAGACCUACACUUUUUCACAUGAAGGGAGGUACAACUGUACUUCUGGACAAAGAGAGUCUUCUGAAAAUUAUCCUUGUGAUAUCAGGAGUUUGGGGUGUGAAGAAAAAAGAGAAUUGCUUGCAACUAUAGAACAGGCAGUGGCUUUUGUAACUACUAUGAUAUUUCAGGAUGGUUCUUCACAGCUCAACUCAGAGCAGGUCUUAACCUCAUCAGUAAAAGGAGUUGUUGUGUUAGUGAAGAAUCAGACUGAUCACCCUUGCCCUCCCAGUUACUCUUCAACUGACUAUACUUGGAAUGCUCUUAAUGAAAAUGAUAAAUUAAUUUAUUUAAAAACUGAAUGGUCAUCUCUUUGGGAACAAGAACAACAGGCUGACAAGAAAUUUGCUUGGCAAGUGUUGUUUCAAAUGCUACAUUGCAAAGUUCCGAUUAUUUGCUUCAACGCAAAAGAUUUCCUGAGGACUCUACUUCAAGUUUAUGGUAAUGAAAUUAGCUGGAAACAAGUUGCUGAUAGUGUCGUGUUAGAUCCAAGGAUUGCAGCAUGGCUGAUAAACCCCAGCGACACAGUUCCCUCUUUUGAAUGUUUAAUACAGAAGUAUUUUGAAAAGCCUUUUUCUAUGGAAACAGUAAAUACAGACACAGGCACUCUGAGAAAUGCGCCAUAUCAAAACUUAGGUGUGAACUUGGAGAAGCUUUAUAAUGUAAUGAUGGAUCUUGCUCAUGACUUACAGGUUCAAGGUUUGUGGAAAUUAUUUUGCACAUUAGAGCUUCCACUUAUCAAAAUUCUGGCAGUGAUGGAAACACACAAAAUACAUGUGAACAAACAAGAACUGAAAAAAACAUCAGAGAUUCUGGGGUUGAGACUCAAAGAGCUUGAACAGGAAGCUCACCAAGUUGCUGGAGAACAAUUCCUUUUGACCAGCAGUAGUCAACUCAGAGAGGUACUAUUUGAAAAGUUAAAACUGCAUUCACUGUGUGAGAAGGUUCACAGAACUGAAAUACAACGACUUGUGUCCACCUCAGAAGUUGUGCUAAACAAGUUGAAAGAUCUUCAUCCUUUGCCUAAGAUAAUUUUAGAAUACCGUCAGGUUCAUAAGAUGAAAUCAACUUAUGUGGAUGGACUACGAACGUGCAUGAGAAAGGGAUUUAUUUCCUCUACAUGGAAUCAGACAGGAACUGUGACUGGCAGACUUUCAGCCAAGCAUCCAGUAAGAAAACAAAAUGAAAUAACUCAAAGGAGUUGUCAUCUACCUAUCUAUUAUCAUUUCUGUCAUUGUUUCUGAAUGGCUCUGUAUGCAGAAAACAUUCAAGGUAUCUCUAAACAUCCAGUUAGAAUUACAAAGAAAUGGUACAUAAAAGGAAAAGAAGAGGAAAUAGUAACUAUUUCCCCAAGAUCAUUGUUUGUUUCAAGAAAAGAACAUACAUUUUUAGCAGCAGAUUUUUCCCAUAUUGAGUUAAGGAUCCUUGCUGACUUAUCAUCUGAACCAGAACUUUUGAAACUGUUCCAAGAACCUGAAACCACCGAUAUCUUUUCCACACUGGCUUCUCAGUGGAAGGGGAUUCCAGGUGAGCAAGUGAAACAUGCUGAUAGAGAGCAAGCGAAGCGUAUAGUUUACUCAGUGGUUUAUGGAGCAGGUAAAGAACGUCUUGCUGAUUGCCUGGGAAUUACUCCUCUUCAAGCCAGUCAAUUUAUAGAGAGUUUUAUGCAAAAAUACAAGAAAAUACAUGAAUUUACAAAGAAAACCAUUGAACAAUGCCGAAAUAAAGGUUAUGUGGUUUCCAUAAUGGGACGUAAAAGACCACUGGCUAAUAUCAAUGCACAGGAUUACAAACUACGCACUCAAGCAGAGAGGCAGGCUGUCAAUUUUGUUGUUCAAGGAUCUGCAGCAGAUCUUUGUAAAAUGGCUAUGGUGGAGAUUUUUACCUCUGUUGUCAUUUCUCCGACUUUAACAGCCAGGUUAAUUGCCCAGAUUCAUGACGAGUUGUUGUUUGAAGUAGAAGAUUCUCAAAUCCAGGAAUUUGCAGCACUGGUAAAAAGAACAAUGGAGUCCCUGCAGCAAACUACAGCCUUGGAAGUGCCACUAAAGGUUCCCUUGAAAGUGAUUCUUACCACUGGGAAAUCAUGGGGGUGUAUGACAGAAUUGCAGGAGAUGUAA
Molecule: messenger RNA, 2637 nt
Organism: Pygoscelis adeliae (Adelie penguin)
Lineage: Eukaryota; Metazoa; Chordata; Aves; Sphenisciformes; Spheniscidae
Gene: POLN
Product: polymerase (DNA directed) nu
Exons: 27
Biological process (GO): double-strand break repair; DNA-templated DNA replication
Molecular function (GO): DNA-directed DNA polymerase activity; DNA binding
Source: RefSeq, a predicted model, not a curated record